Messenger RNA from Macrobrachium nipponense, 994 nucleotides. RefSeq names its product prostasin-like. Gene Ontology annotation, biological process: proteolysis. The transcript is spliced from 6 exons. The record is from RefSeq and is a predicted model, not a curated record. The coding region runs from base 170 to 844 and encodes 224 amino acids. Gene Ontology annotation, molecular function: serine-type endopeptidase activity. NCBI's taxonomy places the organism in Eukaryota, Metazoa, Arthropoda, Malacostraca, Decapoda, Palaemonidae.
UGAUGAAAGUUAUUCAGGUCCAGGUACUGCUGUGGCCGAACAACGUGACGAAGCCUCCGAAGAUAUUAGCCUACUUCCAAAGGACGAAUUGUGCCCCAAUUGUGGGACGAGACAGUGGCAGCAGAGAAUCAUUGGCGGACAAGAGUCACAACGAGGAGAGUGGCCUUGGAUGGCGUUCCUCAACAUCACCACAGAAGACCAACACAUCCGUUUCAGCUGUGGCGGGAGCAUCUUAUCGAGAGACACCAUUAUUUCUGCCGCCCACUGUUUCUCUUCUUAUACUGUGGGACCACUGUCAUCAGUUGAUGCGGUAGUAGGCGUAUCAGACAUUUUUUCUCACUCAGCUUCAGUUCAUUCUGUAUCACAAAUCAAAAUUCAUGAAAACUUCUCGAGCAGCACACUUGAGAACGAUAUUGCCAUCUUGACACUAGCAGCCCCAUUAACGUUCAAUGCCUACGUUCAACCAGUGUGCCUUGGAACUGAUGCUAUGAUAUUCCCAAAGAGAAAAAUAGAAACUAUGGGAUGGGGCUUUGAUGGUUCUGAAGGAGAUAUGCCAGAUAAACUGCAACACGUAACUUUGGAUAUCUACAAUCCAGAAACUUGCAAAAAUGUAUACAGUGAAUAUGUUCAGGACAAAAACUUCUGCACUCUAACCCCUGGAAAGGAUGCCUGUAUUGGUGACAGUGGAGGACCUAUGGUGGUGGAGAAGGAAAACAAGUGGUACCAGUUGGGCAUAAUCAGUUUUGGAGAAGGUUGUGCUGCUCCAGACAAACCGAAUGUUGCUGCUAGUAUUCCAUACUUCAAGAGUUGGAUAUUUGACAAUAUGGUCAAAAUUCAGUGCUAGACUGUGGACAAGAGGACAAUGCAAUACCUUAUUUUUCAGAUUCUGUAACUACUCUAUCAUUUUUCUGUAAAAUUUUAAAACUAAUUUACAAAUUGUGCUUGAAAAUGGUGAGUAGCACUUUUGGAAAAUACAUAUCAUCCAAAUUGAAAA